UCUCCAUUGCGGCGAGUUUGAUAAGGCUGCAAACGCAACUCGGAUUGUUCGAAAUGGCUCUGGAUGCCUUUGUGCUUCCUAAAAGAGCAUAAAUAAUUAAAGUUUGGCAGGGAGGAAAAGCUUUCUUGCAGAACUGUAGUGGCAAUAAAUGAAAUGACUCAGAAUCUCUUCUCCAGUCAGUUUUUACGAGAGCUGCCAGACAGUGUCUGUUCACGUUCUCCAGAUACUAGGGGCGCCAUAACAAAGUUAAGGUCAAGUUAGUGUCUUAUCUUGGGUGGCACAAAAAUACCGCAUCUUCUCCAGCCGGACCGGGUGUAUUUUUAAACCCGAAUGUUAUGCAAGUCGUCUGAAUUUCCACGGAGGGCUUUUGGAAAUGUCACUUGGACCAGAAUACUUGGUAAUUCCAGGCAACGGUUGCAGAUGUUUCAAGACGCCUAACGGUAAAGUAUGCGCCUGACUGUGUACAUGACGAGCAUUUGUGUGUCGAUGCUAUUUAAUCUGAGCAAGGCGAAAAAAGGGGGGAAUGUAAUGCUCAGAGCCGGGCUGGGAACCGACCCCAGGGCGAAAAUGCUCUGGCAGCCGGGGACCCCCAUGUCUGCCUUGUUGCAGCGGGGUCUCUGCUGCGAUAUUGGACUCCCAUUCCACAAAUGAGAUCGCUUUUUAAGGGUCUGUUUCCUAAAAGGGCUGUUUUCAUAUUAACAAAUCGUCGCCAUGUCUUUGAACUUGAAUUAGUUGAAACCGGUUGGUUCCUGCGCCAAAAUUUAAUUGAUGCUGGGCUUGCUGCAUCGAAAGGAAGGUGAAGGAUUCUGGCUAAGGCGUAAUUAGUUAUUUGAACGAUAAAGAAAAUGAGUUUUCAUAGGUUCCCAGAGCCACCUCUCCUGAUGAGCUUGGCGAUCAGAAACCUGGGGGCACAAUCCAAACGGAUCCCUGCCCUUCUCUGCUACAAGCUCAGGGUGGUAAGUGACGCAGAAGCCAUUUUAACUGCGCAGACAUCAUAUUUAGGAGGUUGUUCAUGUGUUGUAGCAAAAUCGAGAAGGCUCGAAAGUUACCGAUGAAGGGAGGAAAUGGUGGAUUUGUGCCUUGGUUUCUAGUUAUACCUUGCGGGAGUUUGUCUGCUGGCAGCGAUUUGCGGCGUUUGAGGCGGUUUGACAGAGAGUCACGAAGGCAGAGAAAAAUAAAAUUAAAUGAUAAAAAUUACGAUACGGGACAGAGAAAGGAAAAAGAAAAUGAAAGAGGGGGAAAAAAGAGUGACCUUCAUGUUAUCUGGCCGGCAUGGGUCUUUCGCUUUUCGGGAGGGCACGCGGGGCCGGGGGGUGGAAGCCCCCAGGGCAGCCCUGACCCUUUUUUGGGCGCCGGGAGAGGCGGGAGGGGCUUGGGGCAGGCUGCGGGGCACAGCCCGGGCUGGGGGGCUCCCGCCCCCGGAGCCUCUCCGCAGCGCGGAGCCGGGGGCGCGCAGGAGGCGCCUGGCAUGGCGGGGCCGCGGGGCGCUCAGCCUGCGGCUGACCGAGCCCGUCGUCCGCAGCGGCGCCUCGCAGAGCCCCCCGGCCUGCCCCUGGUCUCCCCCGAUGCCUGGGGGCCGGUUCCGUACCUGCCGGGCUCUCUACUCGCUGGGUGGCGGCCGCCUUUGGGGAAGCUACCCGGGGCCUGAUGUCUGGAGGGAGCACCCCGAGAGCGCCUGGGUGGCAGGGGGCGACCCUGCUUGGCGUGCAGAGCUCGGCCGGAUUUCGGGUUCAUUUGGAGAGCGGCAUAUGGCGGGGCCACUCGUGCUAUGCUGUACAGUGGCGGAAAAAGGCAUUCCCAUAGAGAGCUGGCAAACGUUUCUGGAAUGAGGGAUUGCUCGAGCAUAAGGCUAUUGCUGGCGCGUAUUAUUCAUUCUCUUCUCUUUUCAGCCUUUGUGACCUGGUUUGUGCUCGGCCAUGUAAAAUAAUAUUUCAUGGAGAAAGAAAAAAAAAAAAAAAAAAAAAGAAAAUUGGCAAAAAUGAGCCCUCGAGGGCAGGGCGGCUGUGGGGCUGGCGGGUGCUGUGCGUGUCGCCUGCUCCCAACCCUGCUUUUCCCUUCCAAUGAAAGUGAACGUUUGGGUGGGAGUUGGAGGCACGGGAACAGAGGUCACUUUGUGUGCUGCUCUGCUUCCCAAGGAAACCGUGCUUGGUGGACUUCUCUUCCUGCCCUAGCCCUUUUCUUUCCAGAAGAGCCCGAAAGUGCCUGCCUUUCAUAAAAUCCGCUGCUGAGAGAUGUUCCGUUUGCCUAUUUCUCAUUGCAGUUUGUCUCUGGCGCCCUUGUACAAGCGCACGGUGUUUGGGUUUGAGCGAGGGAAAACGAGGUGAUCGGGACUCGUGCUUUGAAUUUCGGGACAGAUUUCGGUGCCAACUGUGGAUUGCUGGAGCCGAGCGGGCAGCCUCCCUCGCGCGCUAGGGCGUGUGAAUGGGGCUUGGCUCUCCCGAAUGAAUCACCGCCCGCUCCCCAUCCGCCGAGCAGCGACCGGCGGACACCGCUCCUGCCAUCGGGGAGCGGCCACGCCACGGAUCCCGGGGAGCCGGGAGCCCGCUCCCCACGGGGCACCUUCCCCGACGGAGCCCCUCUCGCUCGGCGCCCUCCUCCCCCGGCGGCGAUGCGGCGGGGGCGCGCCGCGGGGCCCCGCGGCGGGUGCCCGGGCGGCGCGGCCCCAGGUGAACGGGCACCCGCGGCACCCCCGGGCACCUCCUCGCCUGCUGGGGGAACAGGGGGGAAAGGCGAGGGUGCGCGCCCGUCCGCUCCGCUCAUCCCUCCGUGCUGGGAGGGCUCUUUGGAGAGCUCUUAGGAGCCUUUCCGAAGGGCUGAUAUAGAUAUAAGGACAUUUCUACAUUGCGUCACGUGACAUAAUUACCACUAGAAUCAAUCAAGAUGAAUUGCACGUCAGCACACGGUGGGGAUUUUUUCUUAGUUGAUCCUGUCCAAACCCUCUUGUGCAAUAGAUGGAUCUUGUUCAAUGCAUUGAAGCCUCCUGGUUGCUUGCAAUCGCAAAAAGGAAGACAUGACCGAGUUUGACGAUUGCAGUCACAGCGCAUCCAAUAUGUAUCUGCCAGGGUGCGCUUAUUACGUCUCACCCUCAGAUUUCUCGACGAAACCCUCUUUUUUGUCGCAAUCGUCUUCCUGUCAAAUGACUUUUCCUUAUUCUUCUAAUUUACCUCAUGUCCAACCUGUGCGCGAAGUAGCAUUCAGGGAAUACGGAUUAGAGCGCAGCAAAUGGCAGUAUAGGGGCAGUUAUGCUCCUUAUUACUCAGCUGAAGAGGUGAUGCACAGAGACUUUCUGCAGCCUGCGAACAGGAGGACGGAAAUGUUAUUCAAAACGGACCCCGUGUGCAGCCACCAUGGACCGUCUCCUGCUGCCUCCAACUUCUACAGCUCGGUGGGGAGGAACGGCAUCCUGCCGCAAGGCUUCGACCAGUUUUACGAGACAGCCCCCGGACCCCCGUACCAGCAGCACUCCGAGGGCGAGGGGGACGCGGACAAGGGCGACUUGAAGCCCCAGAACAGCACUUGCAGUAAAACACCUUCCAGCCAAGAAAAGAAAGUGACAACAGCAAACAGCGCCGAUUCCCCUUCUGGUGAGGCUGUUGCAGAGAAGAGCAACAGUUCAGCAAUUCCUCAGCGAUCAAGGAAAAAGAGGUGCCCCUAUACCAAAUAUCAGAUAAGAGAACUGGAACGUGAGUUUUUCUUCAACGUGUACAUAAACAAAGAGAAGAGACUGCAGUUGUCCAGAAUGCUCAACCUCACUGACCGACAAGUUAAAAUCUGGUUCCAGAAUCGAAGGAUGAAAGAAAAGAAACUGAACAGAGAUCGACUCCAAUAUUUCACUGGAAAUCCCUUGUUUUGAAAAAAAAAAAAAAAAAAAAAAAAAAAAGGAAAGAAGGAUAAAGAAAAAGAAAAUAAAAAGAAAAUAAAAAUCGAGAGAGAAAGAGAAAAGGAAGAAAGAAGGAAAAAAAUGAAUAUAUCAGUCUCUCUGACCUGCCAUCUGAAUGCAAAAGUAAAUUGGUUUACAUGACACAUCCACCCUGCGGAACUCAAAGUUUCAUUUUCACGUGCAACUCCCCACACUGAAUGGCCACUGGAGAUUUCGGGGCUUGGCGCAGCAGAUUCCUGAUAAGGGGAAACUAGAGUAAAUCCAGCUGUCCAUUCUCGAGUGUUUCUCGCCAAAGGUGCUUGUUUUCCUCACCCACAGUACCAGCAAUGGACCUGCAGUGUGUCUGGUAGUUUUUGCUUACAAUUAAUUGAGUUCGGGGGGGCCAUGUUGUUGCUUUUGAGCUAGGAUAACACUUUCCUCCCUCUAAGUGAAUGCGGUUUAUUUAAGAGAUGGUAAAUGUACGUUCGCUAUAUAUAAAAUAUAUAUAUAUAUGUUUCUAUUGUCAUCCAAAAGCAUGGGCCACUGUCUUUUUCAUGUGAAUAAAUGGUUUCUAGUAAAGUUAAGGUUAUAAUUUCCGUGCACUGUAUGGAUUUCCAUCUCCGAAGGAUCCUAGCGUUUCCCGGGCUAGAGCCAAGUUCAGUUAAAUAAUAACGGGAGGAAGCCAAGCCGGGUUAUUUUAAAUGCAUUUUAAAAAUAAAUAAUAGCUUAGAGCUGUAACUCUCCCUUUGUAGAUAUCUGUAACCUUCACUGUUCCCCCCUCAGUGUGAGGCAGAGCAAACAUGGCUGUCUGCAGACCAUCACUUCUGAUGGUGCUACAAUUACUAUAAACAACGAAAAAGGCUUUUUAACUGGUCAGGCUCCCAACAAGCCCAGAAUCUCGAAGGCCAAUGACUGUUUACUUGCUAGUGAAGGGUAAGCCAGAACGAGGGCUCAGAGCGGUUGAGACAAGAGGGAGCUAUAAACAAUUGGCACUGGUGGGGAGGGAAGGAAAAAAAAAAAAAAAAAAGUUUGUAGACAGAGGGGAGGAUCUCUAAAAUAUGAUUUCUCGGCGGGGCGUGCGGAGAGCGGAGCUGGCCGGGCACAGUCGCUCCGCAGCCGCUCCGCACCCGCUCCGCAGCCGCGUAACUCCCGCUCCGCUCCCGCGGGCGCGGCGGGCGGCCCUGAGUCCUCCGGCGGGCAGGGAUCCGGCGGAGGUCCCCUCCGCUUUAUGCUGCGUGACCUGGCUAGGCUGUUUACAAAACCUUGAACUGUCUAGACAACACCAUAAAACCCGAGGUUCUAAACAGCUUAAUUGGGUUAUAUUAUACACCUUCUGGUGGGUGAAAAAGAGAUUUCCGCAAUGUGCAAUAAAGGCGAGGAGCGGGGAAAGAAUUUGGCUUUUUUGAAUAGGACGGAGCGGCUCGCGCUACGCUUGCUUUCAGCGAAGGCAAAACUGGGCAAAUUAGUGACGAACGGCCCCAGAAUUAAAAAAUGGAGAAAUGGGAGCGGAGGGAGGCAUGGCUAGAAAAAAAAUUUUUAAACCCUUUAGCAAGAAAAACAUAAGUGUAUGCCUUUGAACUUCCAAAAUGUCAAGGUCAUCACCUUUAACCUUUCUGAAUAAUUAGGCGCCUUAAGGUUCCUCUGUUAUUUUCAACCACCACCCACUCUCUCUCUGUCUCCCUCCCUCUCUCUCACACACACGCACAACCACACACACGCUGAGUACCGCAUAGAUGGCCAUAUUAGCAAAUGCAUCAUAACGCAAAGAAAAUCCCAGCUGGGUCGAGGUGAGCAUCUCCGCGGCGUGCCGGGAGCAAGCCCGGCUCCCGUCCCCGCCAGCGGGCUCCCCGCUUCCCUCUCCUUUCUCUUCCGUGCCCCGGGAACUCGCCCCAAAUCUCCCUUUUUAGCCCUAAAGAAAAAAUGCUUUUGUCGCUCCGAAAAAAAUGCGGGGGCCGCAAGGAACGCUUCGUAAUCUGGGGAGAAGGAUGGUAUUUCGGCAGCUUUUCUCCGGAUGCGCGUUUCCCCGCAAAGCCCAUACAUUGGAAAUGCUGCUAGUCGCGGGGAAUUUCAUUUCGCCUGACCUUAUAGCAAAAUUCUCGCGUCUCUCCCGAGUCUUAAUCCAUAGGGCGAGAACGGCUCUUCUGAUUUUCUGUUCCCUGCAGUGCUUUAACAGUCUAUCUUAGAGGACUAUUAUCCCUUUAAAAUGCCCAGACACCGCAAAAGAGGGCCGCGGAAACCUAAACGCCCCAGCAUUAAUCUUCCAUAAAUGCUCAUUUAUGGCAGUUUUAAGUUUCUAUUGAAAAAUAAAGGGAAAAAAAACACGACUGAAAGCAAAUUGGGCAGAGGAGAAUGGAGGAAAUUCCCUGAUGCUUCGCCACCAAAUGCCACAGGAGGGCGCGCUCAUGUGCUGUAAUGCGCACAGCAGCCCUGAUGUUCAAGGAUAUUUUGCUCCUAAUAAUAAUUCCACUGCUAAUAAAAUAUCUAAUAUAUAAGUAACGAUAAGAUUUCAGGGCCUUCCAAAUGAGAAAAUAAAGCAUCAAAAAGAUUUAUUAAACAAAUAACCCAUAACCGUGACGUGUUCGAGAAAUAUGCUACUUUAAAAGAAAUUUUUUUGGUCGUAAUCUUUUAUAAUGCAUCCGAGCUUUAAAAAAAUCACAUAAUUUUAAG
Molecule: messenger RNA, 6526 nt
Organism: Oxyura jamaicensis (ruddy duck)
Lineage: Eukaryota; Metazoa; Chordata; Aves; Anseriformes; Anatidae
Gene: HOXD11
Product: homeobox D11
Exons: 2
Coding region: 3011-3853 (280 amino acids)
Biological process (GO): regulation of transcription by RNA polymerase II; anatomical structure development
Cellular component (GO): nucleus
Molecular function (GO): RNA polymerase II cis-regulatory region sequence-specific DNA binding; DNA-binding transcription factor activity, RNA polymerase II-specific
Source: RefSeq, a predicted model, not a curated record